Molecule: messenger RNA, 1152 nt
Organism: Microthlaspi erraticum
Lineage: Eukaryota; Viridiplantae; Streptophyta; Magnoliopsida; Brassicales; Brassicaceae
Source: the annotation of a GenBank genome assembly
AUGGUUGGUUUUCAGUAUUGCAGGCGAGUGGUUAUUGUUGAUGGGACUCAUUUGACGGGGAAGUAUGGUGGUACACUUCUUGUCGCAGCCGGGCAGGAUGGUAAUUUUCAAGUCUUCCCUUUGGCUUUUGCUGUUGUAGAUGCCGAGAAUAAUGAGUCUUGGGGGUGGUUUAUGAAUAACCUGAAGGCUUUCUUCACUCAGGACUUCCCACUUGUCAUUGUCUCUGACAGACACCCAGCUAUCGCAAACGCAAUUGAAACUGUCUUCCCAUGGGCAACAAGAGGGAUUUGCUAUUACCAUAUGCAGAAUAACAUCAUCGGAACUUACCAUGCAAAGGAUAUCAUGUAUAUGGUGAAAGGUGCGGCAUAUGCGCACAACCUUGAUACAUACAACUGGUAUAUGGACCAAAUCAGAGCUGCAAAACCCGCUCUUGCAACAUACUUGGAGACAACCAACCCGGCCUUAUGGUCUCGAGCGCAUUGCCCAGGGGAAAGAUUCAACAUAAAGACUAGCAAUAUAGCGGAGUCAAUCAACUCUACUGUCAAGAAAGCGAAGGGAUAUCCAUUACCUUCUCUCUUAGAGUUUAUCAGAGAAAAGCUGAGCCACUGGUUCAUCAAGAGGCGUGAAAAUGCUCUAACUCUCACCACACUCCACAACAAAGGAGUUGAGUACUUGUUGGCCGUGCGCGAGCACUAUGCCGGUUUUAUGGACGUGGAGCGCAUAGACGAUUGGCAGUUUAGUGUCAAGUCUAGAGCAGGCUUGUACAAUGUAGAUUUGGAACUCCGAACAUGCUCUUGUGGGGUGUUUGAAGUUGAGAAGAUACCUUGCUCACACACCAUUGCUGCAAUUAACGACGCGCGCUUACUUGUCUCUUCAUACGUGUGUCCAGCGUACAAUAAAAACACUGUACACGCUACCUAUGCGCAUCCGCUCUAUCCUUCAGCAUCAAACUUUUCAUUCGUUAAAAAGGAACCUUGCCGUCCCCCGGAGCCUGCACCGGUCCCUGAUAGGAAAAAGAAAUCAAGGUGGCAAACUUGGUUAGAGUUGGCACGGAAGAGGAACAACAAACCGAGAAAGAUGCCAAAGAAGUACACGUGUUCCAAGUGCAAAUUACCAGGUCAUACACGGCCAAAAUGUGUAAGUAUUUUCUAA